Messenger RNA from Chaetomium fimeti, 3150 nucleotides. Its product is annotated as SAC1 family phosphatidylinositol-3-phosphatase. The record is from RefSeq and is a predicted model, not a curated record. Lineage: Eukaryota; Fungi; Ascomycota; Sordariomycetes; Sordariales; Chaetomiaceae. Gene Ontology annotation, cellular component: endoplasmic reticulum. The transcript has 4 exons. Gene Ontology annotation, molecular function: phosphatidylinositol-4-phosphate phosphatase activity. Bases 130 to 3150 code for a protein of 1006 amino acids. Gene Ontology annotation, biological process: phosphatidylinositol dephosphorylation.
GCUUAUUUUAUCUUAUUCUACGUCAAAUAGUUAGACCCCUCAACCCACAGAACAAACCAAGCACAUUACCAUUCCUGCUCAAUAGUGACUUUUGGGCAUGGUUUAGACCACUUACACAAACCAUUCGCCAUGCCGGGCCUGGCGCGCAAAGUAAUCAUCUGCGCCGCGGUCGACGGGCUGGUGCUGCACCCGCUCAACUCGCGCAGCAAAGACCAACAGCAGCAGCGAUCCGCCGCCCUCCCCCCAAUCCGCAUCAAGUACGGCGACGCCUCCAUCUCCCCCGCCCCGCGGGACUCGGCGCCCGAUCCAGCCUCGCUCCCGCCAAACUCCUCCUUCGAGGCCUUCGGGAUCGUCGGCCUCGUAACCGUCUUCCACUACAGCUACCUCAUCUCCAUCACCCGCCGCCAGCAGGUCGCUUCCGUGCGCGGCCUGCCCGUCUACGUCGUCACCGAGGUCGCCCUCACCCCCUGCACGUCGCAGCAGGACGCCGCCCAGGCCAUCGCCGCGACUGCGGCCGCCCAGGUGCGAGGGAGGAGGGAGGAGGAUAAUAAGAGUGGUGGUGGUGGUGGUGGUGGUAGUGAGGAGGAGCUGUCAACUGCUGGUGCGAGCGGGGAUGAGACCGGGCCGGAAACGGGGGGUGGUGGUGUGAGUGGUCGGGGGAGUGAUGAGGUUGGGGAUGAUGGGGAGGUGUUGAGUGAGUCGGAGGCGGCGACGGCGGCGGCGGUUGCUUCGGGGAGGCGGAGCAGCGUUGCGCAGGAUGUCAUUGGGCGGAAGGGGAGUUAUGGGCGGUUUGCCCAGCGGUGGUUCAGUCGGUCUGGGUGGGCGGCGGGUCAGAAGCGGUCGAUGGGGCUGAGCGCGGAUGAUGGGCCGGCUGGUCGUGGUGGUGGUGGUGGUGGUGGGAAUAAUGGGAGGGAGGGUAAAGGGGCGGUGCCGACCAAGUUCGGCGUUACUGCCGACGCCGACGCCGACGGUACCGCGGCUGCGAUUAGCCUGCUGCCGAAGCUGUUGAGGACGAGUCAAAUCUUGUUUGGAUCGAGCAAGACGUUCUACUUCGCCUACGACCAGGAUAUCACGCGGAGUAUGGCGAACCCGAAGGUGCCCGAGACGCCGCUGGUGCCGUUGCAUGAGCAUGUCGAGCCUGCCUAUUUUUGGAAUCAGAACAUCAUGCAGCCGUUCAUCGAUGCCGGGGUAGACAGCCUCGCUCUGCCCCUGAUGCAGGGCUUCGUGGGGCAGAGGACGUUUCUCGUGGAUAGUCACCCUCCGCAAGACGAUGGCGCUCAUAAGGAUUCUGUCGAGCUUAGCGACUUCGCUUCGUCCAGAGCUGCGUCGCCAACACCACCAGAAAAGGCUACAGCUGAUAGGAGGCCGACGGAGAAGGAAUUCGAUAUCACGGUCAUCUCGCGCCGUUCCGUCAAACGCGCCGGGCUUCGGUAUCUCCGCCGCGGGAUCGACGAGGAGGGUAACGUCGCCAACUCGGUCGAGUCGGAGCAGCUUCUCGCGCCGGCGGAUGCGGCGUGGGAUCCUAAGGCCAAGGUGUUCUCGUUCGUACAGACAAGAGGGAGCAUUCCGUUGUUCUUUACACAGUCGCCGUAUUCGCUCAAGCCAGUGCCAGUCAUGCAGCAUUCGGUGGACUCCAACUUUGCGGCACUAAAGAAGCAUUUCACGGGCCUGGGUAAGCGGUAUGGUUCGGUGCAGGCCGUCAACCUAGUCGAGAAGCGCGGCGUUGAGGCGCCGUUGGCUGAGUUGUACGAGAAGAGCAUACAGCGGUUCAACGAUGAGGCUCAAACGGAGGCGGACAAGGUCAAAUUUGAGUGGUUCGAUUUCCAUGCCGUCUGCCGCGGCAUGAAGUUUGAGAAUGUCUCCUUUCUCUUGCAGAUCCUCGGCGGCCAGUUGGAGAAUUUCGGGAGCUCUGUCUCUGUGAACGACCGCUUAGAGGCUCGGCAGAAAGGCGUGCUGCGGACAAACUGCAUGGACUGUCUCGACCGGACCAACGUUUGCCAGAGCUCGUUUGCCAAGCACAUGCUCGACUUGCAACUCAGGGAACAGGGCUUUGACAUGGGUGUGCAGGCAGACCAGGAGAAUGCCUGGUUCAAUACCCUCUGGGCUGAUAACGGCGAUGCCAUCUCCAAGCAGUACGCUUCCACGGGCGCGAUGAAGGGUGACUACACGCGGACGAGAAAGAGGGAUUACCGCGGCGCGCUAACUGACGCCGGGUUGUCCUUGACUCGGUUGUUCAAUGGCAUGUUUAACGAUUUCUUCCUCCAAGCUAGCAUCGACUUCCUCCUCGGCAACGUCACCUCCCUCGUGUUCGAGGAGUUCGAAGCCACCAUGAUGACCAAGGACCCGGCUGUAUCAAUGCAGAACAUGCGCCAGCAAGCCAUCGAGCUCUGCCAAAAGCGGGUCGUUGCUGACGAGGAUGAGGAGUUCGUUGGCGGCUGGGCGAUGCUCACACCGAACGUGUCCGACACGGUGCGGAGUGCUUCCUUGGAGGAGGCCGUCCUUCUCCUAACCGAUGUGGCGCUCUAUCUCUGCCGGUUCGACUGGACUCUGGACAAGGUAUCCUCCUUCGAGCGUGUUGAUCUGGCCCACAUCCAGAAAAUCAAGUUCGGCACCUACAUCACGUCAACCAUUUCCCCCGCCCAGCUCGACGAUAUGCGCAACGUUGGUUUGGUGGUUGAGUACAAGCCUGGGCUAACCGACAUCACCCGCGUCAACACACGCUCGUUGUCCUCUGUCUCUGGCGCGCCCAAAACCCAGGGACCCGAGGAAACUGACAAGCAAGACGCUGAAUCCGCGCCCCCAGCCUUAGGCAUUGCCGGGUUUCUCACCCGCCGCCCGCAGACGGCAGCACCACGGAAGAUUGCUCUGAAGGCACUGCAUAGCCAGACAUCUGCCGCUGAUCCCAUGGCGAAAAACAAGCAGGCCGAUCCAGGGGCCAUCACCCGACUGACGGAGAUCCAACAGGUGGUGCUAAUUGCGGCCGAAAUCGAGAGGCUUGCAAUCCAAAACCAGCCGCGGUUGGCGAGCAAGAAUACUGAGGAGACCAGCCUCAUCGAGAAGGGUGAUAUCAUCUCCUUGGCGGAAGCGAAGAAAAAUACCACCCUUCUGGAACAGCUGGGACAUUCGAUCAAGAAGUUGGUGUGGGCAUAG